Molecule: messenger RNA, 3215 nt
Organism: Podospora bellae-mahoneyi
Lineage: Eukaryota; Fungi; Ascomycota; Sordariomycetes; Sordariales; Podosporaceae
Exons: 3
Coding region: 1544-2992 (482 amino acids)
Biological process (GO): regulatory ncRNA-mediated gene silencing
Cellular component (GO): ARC complex
Source: RefSeq, a predicted model, not a curated record
AAAGGAUUGGACAACCAAUGGCAUCCCUCAGGGUCCUCUUCAUGCAGCCUGCAAACAGGGGUCGGGGAGGACUUGUUCGUCACUGCGCCCACUCGCCCGAACUGUGAAUGUCUCCCGUCAAAUCAUCAACACCGCUCCCCGCGGGCUGUGGCGGUCCUCGGGGGGCGGAAACACACGUAUACAGGCACAACCUUCGGCACCGGAGGCGUCCUGUCCAGCCACGGCCCAUACACAGGGCAACCCCCUUCCUACCUUACCUUCCGAAAUCUGCCUUGUGAAAGGCUUGUCCAUUCAUCAUUCUCCCUGCUGACCGCAGCGUACUGCAGAUGCAACGUGGAUUCGGGUCAUGGCAUGACCUGCAUACCUAGGCUAUCAACCUGUCAGACAGGAUCUCCCAUCUCGCAUUGUCUCCUGAUACGGACUCGACAAGAUCAUGGUGGGUGUCAUUCACCCUUCCAGAAACACCACGCGGAGUUCCCCUGUGAUGGCAAGGUGAUAUCGUGAAUCAUUUUUUACUCAUAUCUCCGAGGCUUACGGAUACCUACCUACUACCUUACAUCUUGGAUCGUAUCAUGAAAAAGGUCAGCAAGUUGCAAGAUGGCCGGUUUUCCGUUCAGAUGGUGCUGAACUUGCUUGGAGGCCCCGCCAUUCAGCUGUCUUGCCAGCGCCUUACCAGGUUUUUCAUAGCGUACCCACCAAGAAUUGUUAGUGCAGCGGAAGUGAGUGAGCUGAUGGCCGGCAGUUGGGUCGCUUGCAUGGAUUAGUUUUGUGGACCGUUUGACGACAGGCCUCCUCCAAGCAGAACAUCACCAACUUCUUUGACGAUGUCUUGAGAGAAAGCAAAGAGAGUUAUGUCUAUGAAACAUUGCGGAGAUUGGCGCUUCUAGGGUCCCUGCCAUCGUCAAUAACGAGAGCAGAGGUUUCCUUCUUGGGAUUGGUGGCCUCUGAAGAUGAGGUCAAAACUCACCCAAGAGAGCAACCGCUGAGGUGGUUUGACAGUUCUUGACAUGGAACAAACGAAACACCUGGCAGUCAGCAAACACCCGGCUUCUCUACAGGCUGCAAUCGCUGCCUAAUACCGUGCUUGCAAGAGAAUGUUAGGCUGGCAUCUCGGAUGUGGUUCCAGAUUGCUCCGAUAUCACCAUCUGUCAUUCCAUCUUAUCACACUUGCCUCUGGUUGCUCCUUCCCAAAGCCAAACUUCCAGUUACAGGAGAUGAAACUGGACAGAAUUUACCAGAGUAUUCAUACCUUGGAGUAAGUGCAAAGUCUACGGUAUAUUAUCAACGUGACUGCCCUGAGCUCCUUCCUCGCAACUCUCAGAGCAACUCUUCCGCCCCGCCUGUUUGUUUCCAGGUUGUUGCCUUCGCAGAACAUUCCUCAUUCAAUCUCUUGUUUUUUGAAUUCAGAGGGCAGGAUCUCGCGUCGAUAUCACAUCUCUAAGCCUCUUUCCUCAUUCCAACCUUUCUUCUUCGGGCAACCCGGCCACAUUUCCCUCACCCGACCCCUUCGUCCUCAAUACUUUGCAGCCGUAUCCUAGAAAUCAUGGACUUCUCGCCGACAGGCACCGCCUCGAUCGGCGACCAGGUCUACGGGAGCCAUGACGCCAAGAUCCCGGAUAUCUCUGAACAGACAAAGCUAUUCAAUGAAGCAAUGGAGGGCAAGCCUGACGACAAGGGCAAGAAGAAGAAGAAGAAGAAAAAGAAAUCUAAAGCCACCAAGCCGACCGGGUUUGAGGAGUAUUACUGCGAGCCGGUGAUAACUCCCGCCGAGGCUUGGGACGAGAAGAACCUGAUUUAUUCUCCCGACCGUUCCUUUGUGGAGCGCAUCGAAGAGGGCAUCCAACGGUACCGUGCCCGGCGCCGCCUGGAUGCCGUCCGAAACCAGGUCUUUACUCAGUACCUCAUCCUUGGCGGUGUCGAUGCCACUGCUCGCCAGUUCCAGGGGGCGGAUAAGCUGCCUGAUGACCUGAUCCGGGAGUCUACCAAGGGCGAGCUGAGAGACAUGGUGUCAGAUGAUGUGAUUCAUCGUGGGGGGGAGGGUGGUGGCCGGUUCUAUCAUCCGGCCAGUUCUGAGCAUUGGGAUGUGGACUUUACGGGGGUUGUGGCUGGGUUCAUGUCUCACAAAGUCCUUGACAUGUCUGGCGGCGAGAUGGAAAUGAUCUGGAUCGCCUCGAACACCAUCCAGAAUUUUCUCAAGUAUUUGAUCCUCCAUGAUGUCUGCCCCGAGCACGCCGACGAUAUCAAUAGAGCCAUCAAGCUUUGUGACCAAGCCUUUGAGGAGAUUGGUCUCGUGAGCAACGCUUUGGAACUGGUUCCGGGUGCCUUCAACCGCUCGGUUGCGGCACUCCACUGCGAGGAAGAGGACGGCGAUGCUAUUUCUCUUCUUGUUGACAACAAGGAUCUUGACCGCAAUCAUGCCCUCCACACCGUGGCUCUCAUCGCGACUUUGGUCCUACCCACUCUUGGUGGUAGCAGCACGCCCAAUGUCAACGCUAUGGAGGUGACCAACCCUAUCGAGCGCACCUUUGAGAUCACAUCCAUCACCCCACCCACAAAAGAGAUGCGCCAAAGGGUAGCCGUCGUCAGCGAGCACCUCAGAAAGUCUAACCCAUCCGCCCCUCCCAUCCAGGCCUGUGGCACAAUGCAAGGUCACCCAGUUAUUGUCCUAGACGGGUGGGACGUCACUGAUAAGCUCACCGAUGAAGAAGCCAAGGAGGAGUCCUCGUUUAUUCUUGAAGAGCUGAUUCUCGAGCAGCUGAGGGUGGGCAUGAAGCUGACGAUUGGGGUUUCGACUUGCACUUUUCCUGGGGGUGGGGCCUUCAAGGUGGUUCGCUAUGUCAAGGGAAUCAAGCCGAGCUUUUACACGUUCUUGCCACAGGAUUUGAUGAGGUAUUGGAAGGAGCCGGUGCCGAAUGAGAGACCUGGGCCUAGUAUUCAUGAUAGGCAUGAUUUGCUUGAGUUGGCGGUGGGUGAGGAUGAGGCGGAUGAUUGAUUUCCUUUUGGGGUACUUUCGCUGCAAAAAAGGGGGAAUGGAUGGCGUUGGGGUUACAUCGUAUGGAGAUGAAUGGGAAUCUGUGAUGGAAAUAUGAAGAGGCAUGGCGUUGACUUCGAAUUAGGAUUCGGGACAAGAACUUGAGUUUAGUGCGUCGAGAAAUGCCAUCUUCAUGAGUCCUGCUUCCGGUGACCUGAACGUGAUCAGGAUGUGAACAGGGAGG